Molecule: messenger RNA, 1067 nt
Organism: Corticium candelabrum
Lineage: Eukaryota; Metazoa; Porifera; Homoscleromorpha; Homosclerophorida; Plakinidae
Exons: 1
Coding region: 39-740 (233 amino acids)
Source: RefSeq, a predicted model, not a curated record
GGCAUGCUCCCCUCCAAGAAGACAAUCUUUAUCUGACCAUGGAUGGUCGACCGCCUUCUCCAACAGAGGGCCUUCCUGUUUCAGAUGAUCUUUACCUUGUUGUGGAUGACAAAUCAUCAGCUGUUGCUCACCAGCCUGUGGUACACACUCCUAGCGAUUCUUAUGUCAUAUUUACCGACGGAUCACGUCAGUCAGGUGUGCCUGAGACAGAAGAUGUGUACCUUGCAGCGUAUGAAGGAGAAAGAAGAGCACCGAAUGUCAAGGAAGGUGCAAGGUUGUCCCGAAGCCCAACACCAAAGAAACUUGGCAUACCAGUACCUGUCACAAAGCCUAAAGCCUUCACACUUGGUGGAGCAAUGGUCGAUGAGUUGAAAAGGGAAUUAAAUUCUGGACUCCUAGAGGAAGACGACUUUUACCAAAAUCUUCCUGGAAGGGCAAUGACUGAUGUUCACAACUUACAACAAGAACGGAGGGCAGCAAAUCGCAACAGUGGGUUGCAUCCACAGACAUCUGGAUAUGAAGCUGGAGGAGGUAGAGAUCUUUAUGAAAACUUGAGACGGCAACCGAUUUCAGAUGUAAAGUCUCACAGUCAACCCCAACAAGUCUCACAACCACCCCUUCAAAUGGAAGAGAUCUACGGCAACCAAGAGGUUGUAGAUAUGUCUAACAUGCCUCCCACCUUGGAUGUGAUUUAUGGCAACUCGGACCUAAUUGAAGAGCAGGUGUAUGCAAACACAUGAUUCUGUGGAUUGUAGAUUUAGUGACUGGUUCUUGCAAUUGUAUUUAGCUGGUCCUAAACCCAUUUGCUCACCCAUUUUUUGCUUUGUUUUCAAGUAUAUAAUGUGUGCACGCACAUUAUGUGUGUUUAAUGAUAUGUAUGUAUAUUGUUGUUUUACUUGUGCUACUGCAUGCUCAAAUGGUUUUUGAUCUAAUUGUCGAACUGGCACAAAGUGAUUGUUGAGCAUCUAGAUUUGUAAUAGAAUGGAUGCUAGUGCUGUUUUGUUUUGUAGUUUAAACUCAUCAAAUAUUUAAAUUAUCUGGGAAAGGAGCACACAGAUGACUGCAAG